AUGUCUGUCCUCUACACGGUCACUUCCUUCAAGAAUUCGCCAUAUGGAUACACCCCCACAGAGUGGCUAUGCAUCCUUUUCAUUGUUCUAUUCGGUGUGACUUCUUUGAUCCACACCGUUCAAGCAAUAUAUUCUCGUUUAUGGUGGCUCAUCGUUACCGCAUCUAUGUGUGGAAUAUUAGAGAUCCUUGGCUGGUGUGGGAGGCUGUGGUCGAGUAUUAACGUGGAUCUGCUGGCUCCAUAUAUCAUGCAAAUGACGACAACCAUCAUAGCCCCGACACCCUUAAUUGCAGCCAAUUUUGUGAUCCUAGGACAAAUCAUUCGCAGAUUAGGACCAUGCUACAGUCGCCUGAGUCCCAUGUGGUACACAACCGUAUUUAUCAGCUGUGACAUCGUCGCCCUUGUCAUACAAGCAGUCGGUGGUGCAACAGCGGCUACAGCCGUCCAGAACGCCAACAACCCCAAGACUGGUGGGUAUAUUAUGCUGGCCGGUAUUGCAUUCCAGUUUGCGGCAAUUACGUUCUAUAUGGUCCUGGCUUCUGAGUUCGUCAUACGAUGCGCGUACAGCAAGCCGCUUCGCGCGACUGGCAUGCCUCUAGGAGACUAUAGAAUGGACAAGAAGACGAAACUGAUGCUUCUCAGCUUGGCCACUAGCAGUAUAUUCAUCUACUUCCGAUCAAUUUAUAGGACAAUAGAAUUGUCGAAUGGAUGGAGUGGCACAAUCAUACACACACAGGUCUAUUUCAAUGUCUUCGAUGGAACCAUGAUUACUCUAGCGAUGUUCACCCUCAACUUCCUUCAUCCUGCUUUCCUGCUCGGGCCCGCACAAACAUGGAGAGAAGCUAUCUCUCCGCCUAGGAAAGAGGAUGACGAAGGGGAAGAUAAGAUCAAGGAGGAGUAUAGAUUAUCAGAACGUUCCUCUGUGUGUGCGGCAUAG
Messenger RNA from Sparassis crispa, 936 nucleotides. RefSeq names its product Sphingoid long-chain base transporter RSB1. Bases 1 to 936 code for a protein of 311 amino acids. Lineage: Eukaryota; Fungi; Basidiomycota; Agaricomycetes; Polyporales; Sparassidaceae. The record is from RefSeq and is a predicted model, not a curated record. Gene Ontology annotation, cellular component: plasma membrane; fungal-type vacuole. The transcript is spliced from 11 exons.